Nicotiana attenuata is the source of this 306-nucleotide messenger RNA. RefSeq lists its product as uncharacterized. The record is from RefSeq and is a predicted model, not a curated record. The transcript has a single exon. Bases 1 to 306 code for a protein of 101 amino acids. Lineage: Eukaryota; Viridiplantae; Streptophyta; Magnoliopsida; Solanales; Solanaceae.
AUGGCCAAAGCAUACACAAUUAACGAGUUCAAUUACCAAAUGGCAGAGAUUGAAAUAAUUGAUAAGAGGGUAGAGGAAUAUCUAUUUGAUGUUGGAUAUGGAAAAUGGCCAAGAGCACAUUCAAAAGUUAAUAGAAUAACAAUAAUGACAUCUGACAUUGCUAAAUCCAUGAAUUCAGCAAAUAAGUCUGUAAGAGAUCUCCCAGUAACUCCGUUGCUAGAUCUCUUGACAAAUUUGGUUAAGGAGCGAAACUACAGUAACAAAAAGCUUGCAACAGAAACAUUUAUAAAGCUUGGACAGAAGUAG